AGAGUGUUAUAAAUAGGUCACAAGGGACCUGCACCUUCCUCCACACAAGCCUUCCUCCUCCACUUCACUCCCUCCCUCAAGACCCUAAAUUUUCUCUGCUUUCACUCGUUCUUUCUUCCUUUUCCCUGCGCCUGAAAAAUGGCCGGAAACAAUAGGUUCAUGGCCAGCUUACUUGCCCUCCUCGACGAUGACAAGUUCAUGAGAGAUGUCGUGAGCAAGCCAUGCUCUGCGACAGAACAAGUUAAUGUCAGGUGUUACUUGAAUCUCGUCGAGAAAAUCCUCAGCCAAGCCAUAGCCAUUGUGGAUGACGUUGCUAAGAACACUCCGCCAAAGGGUGACCAAUGCCAAAGCAAAAGCUCAACCUCACUUUCGUUAGAACCUUCUCUUCCUUUGUCAUCCACCAUCAAUGAACUAUGCUAUCAGAUUACUUGCAAGGCCCGCAACAACGAUGUAUACCAAACAAUGGCUUCUCUUUUCAACAUGUUGUCAUCCUUUUCAUGGGAUGCCAAGGCUGUGCUGACACUCUUAGCUUUAUCGGUGUACUAUGCCGAGCAUUGGCGUCUCGCUCAAAUUGAAGAGUCAGAUGACCUUCUAAGCUUAACGGCGAUGUUGAGAGGGUCACAUGCGAUUGGUAAGUCCUCCGACACACAGCGGAUCAAGGCUUUUGUGGCGCUGAAUAAUCUGAUCAAGUUGGCUUUGGAGUUCACCAAGUGCGCAGUUGAGUUUGUGAGCUACUCCAAAGAUUUUGGAGAAAUUUCAGCAUCAGUCGACAUAUCAGGCCAUUUUUAUUACAUCAUUGUCAUCAUACUUGGCUGUUCAGUUCAGUUCAGUGGCUUGAUCAGCAUGAGCAAUGAGUUCCUAGGGCAAGAUCUGUGGACCUUCUUGGAGCGUGUCACAACGAAAUAUGAAUCCUUCAAGAAAGAAGUGGAAAAUCUGAGAGAAAAGCACGUGGAGCAAAUUUCAUAUCAGAAGAUUAAGAAACUUUUCAAACAUUGUACUGAUAUUGUGGAGCUUAUGGCCCCACUUUUUGCACCAAGAACGAUUUUUCGACAGUUUAUCAAUGUUGCAAGAGGACAACGGUUAGCUUCUCAGUCCCAAUUAUCUUCAGUGGCCUUCGAUUACUGGUCAUUACUGUAUAUCAAUAUCCCGAGGAUGAAUGUAACGGUAGAGAAGUUCAAGGAUAAGAACGUGAUGCUGCUUAUUUCGGACUUGAACUUGUCGGUCGAAGAUCUAGGAACCCUACCAGCAUCUACAGAACAUAACGAGGUGAUGCAGAAGAAGUUCCUGGACAGGAGAUCUGAGAUGCGAUGGUACACAAGCAACUCCAUGGUCAGCAAGCCAGCAGCAAAGUUCAUCCGCAAGAAGUGGCAAUUUAGGCAGCAGACUAAGGUUGUAGUACUGAACAAACAGGGAAGGUGGUAA
Molecule: messenger RNA, 1422 nt
Organism: Eucalyptus grandis
Lineage: Eukaryota; Viridiplantae; Streptophyta; Magnoliopsida; Myrtales; Myrtaceae
Exons: 7
Coding region: 139-1422 (427 amino acids)
Biological process (GO): phloem development
Source: RefSeq, a predicted model, not a curated record